Molecule: messenger RNA, 1167 nt
Organism: Clonostachys rhizophaga
Lineage: Eukaryota; Fungi; Ascomycota; Sordariomycetes; Hypocreales; Bionectriaceae
Source: the annotation of a GenBank genome assembly
AUGUCUGCAUACAUCGAUGGAGUGUUGGUACAUAUGGAGGCCCCCGAGGGCUACCAUGUCGAUUUCGAGAAUCCGUUGCGCCGCAAGGUCCCCGACAUCUACUAUCUGAGCGGAGUGGCAUGUCUGCUGUCGCUCCUCAGCAUGCUGCAGCGCUUUUACACCAAAGCGGUGUUGGACAAGAAGAUACAGGCGGAUGAUUAUCUCUUGAUAUUCGCGUAUCUCAGCGCCUUAGCAACGAUAGGCCUAACCCUCCUCACCUUCGCCGAAACGUACGCCGGUGUUCAUGCAUGGGAGAUCUCCGAAUGGAAUUACUGCUCGUUAUUAAUAUACACAUAUAUAUCGUGGGCCGUCUAUAUUAUCUGCGGAUCGCUCGCGAAGUUAUCACUGCUCGCCUUCUAUCUCCGUCUAAGCCCCCAACGAUGGUUCUAUAUUGCAACUUGGACUACAAUCGGCUUUGUCAUCGCAUAUACGAUUGCCCUACUGCCCACGAUGCUUAUAGGAUGCAAGUUUGUUGAUGGAAGGCUGGGCGGAGACGAUAAGAUCACAUGCCCCGCCGUAAGCAUGGCGAAUGCAAUUCUGAACAUUGUCUCCGACGUGAUUCUGUUUGUUCUGCCGGUGCCAAUGGUUCUCAAGCUGCAGGUUAGGAGACUUCAAAAGUUUGGGCUGUUGUUGAUCUUCGGAGUUGGCUCCUUGACCAUUGUCACAUCAAUUGUUAGAGCUGCUGUGCUCCCUGCUAUGAUGCAUUCAGCUGAUCAAAGCUGGGAAAUCACCAAUGUCUCCACCUGUAUCAUUAUUGAAGCCAACUUAUUCGUAAUGUGCGCUGCUUUGCCCACACUACGUAAAUUCUUCCAGCACGCAACGCCCAAGUACAUCUUGGACAGUCUGUACGGUAGCUCGAAAUCAAAAUCGACAAAUCAAGGCAGCUCUUCACAACGACCAACGCUGGUUACUAUCGGGGGAGGAACGGACAAUAAACAGCGACCGCGUUCGUACCCCACGGGUAUGUCGAUACCAUCUGAGACGGGCAGCAGCUCCGAAAUUCUGCCUAUUCAGGGCUUUUCGACUAGAACGAGUACUACAACCACAGACGGGGGUGAUAUGAUAACACCUUUGCCUGAUGAUAUACCAUUGCAAUAUCAGAGUUAUGGAGUUGGUGUCGCUAAAUAA